AUGACUUAUGGGUACCUAGACACAGUUAUUGAUCGGAUACCGGGCAUGAAAGGUAUACGUUUGAAUGAGCUCCCAGCUUUCAUACGAAUCACAAACCCGAAAUAUGUUAUGCUUAAUUUUGCCAUAAACGAGGCCGAGAAUUCUCAUAGUGCUUCUGCCAUCGUUUUGAGUACAAUUGAUGUCUCGGAGCAUCAUGUUUUGGAAGCCCUCGCGCCCAUGUGCAUGGAGAUAACAGAUCUUACAAAAGAGGAAGUAGAGAGGCUAGUGAGCGAGUUGAUGGCUGGAGAGAAGGGGAAAGAGAUUAAGAGAAAAGCAAUGGAGUGGAAGAAGUUGGCUGAAGAAGCCACUAGUCCAACUGGGUCAUCUUACAAUAACUACUAUGAUAAAGUGGUUGCCAAGGUGCUCCUCUCCAAGCUUCAGUAA
Molecule: messenger RNA, 423 nt
Organism: Ilex paraguariensis (yerba mate)
Lineage: Eukaryota; Viridiplantae; Streptophyta; Magnoliopsida; Aquifoliales; Aquifoliaceae
Source: the annotation of a GenBank genome assembly